This is a messenger RNA of Mastomys coucha (southern multimammate mouse), 1437 nucleotides long. Its product is annotated as doublesex- and mab-3-related transcription factor C1-like. The transcript has 8 exons. The record is from RefSeq and is a predicted model, not a curated record. Lineage: Eukaryota; Metazoa; Chordata; Mammalia; Rodentia; Muridae. The coding region runs from base 334 to 894 and encodes 186 amino acids.
CAAAAGUCCUUUUUCAGUUGGAGAAGAAAGUGGUGAAAUGAGGGAACUGGACGAUGCAGGAAUAUACCUAACUGAUGUGCCCGAGUCAUGAGCUGCUGUCCACGACACCAGUAUCCUGCCUCAGCCUCCCAUGUACUGGUAUUUCCGGCAUGAGUCGGCCAAGCUGGCUUGGGGAGAUGACAGCAUGGUUUGAAGAGGAGCAAGUGUCUCCUUCAUUAGGGAAUCUGGUAGAGCCUUGCCCACUGUAUGUUCUGUGGAGAAGAGCAGGGGACACCUAGAAAGAGGCGUCUGGCUUGAGGCCCGAGAAGACUGGUUGACGCUGCCAACUCUCCUAUGAGUGCCCAGCAGUGUCCCCCCAGAUCACAUGCCAUGGAUGGGCAACUGUAUGUUCUUUACCAGCCUGAAGCCCAGCUUCACACAGGUCCCCGACCGGAAAUCAUCCAAGUGCCUCUGACGCUGCGCCGGCCGACAACAUUCAUCAAUAUGUCCCAUACUCCUGUGACUUUGAGGCCUCUACUGACCCUUUCUUUCCCAUGGGAUCCCAGACAGCCCAUGACUAUACCUUGCCUGAUCUCUAAUGUGAUCGUGCAGCCCAGUGCCAGCACUGCCCCUCCUGUUCUGCUGGCACAGGUCCUGGCCUCCAACACCUCUUCCCAGCAACCUGGCACUUCUAACCAGGCUCCUGUCAUCCGCGCCGAGAGCAACAACAUGUCCAACCAGAUCUCUGAAGUCUACACCCAGGGCCCAGGAGCCUCCAACCAGGGCAGCUUGUCUGCUGAGGAAGACAAGCAGAGGCAGAAGGUCAUGGAUGCUGCAGAGGCUCUCCUGAUCCUGCAUAACUCCCCUCAGGCACUGCAAGAGACUUGCAGCACCCCAGGUCCUGAUGGACAGUAAAGAGUGAAGCUGUUCUGCCUCUCCCUGUCACCUCAGCCUGCGUCCACGAUCUGCUUCACUGAGUGACAACUGGUUAUCUGGGUCGCACCCCACUGUCACUAAGAGAGCCAGAGAGGCGGCCUCGGCGAGGACAGCCUGCUGUAUUUCUGUUUCUUAACUGGUAGUGUAGUUCCUGCCCCAAAUCAGAUAUUCCUCGUUAAGGCUUUUGCGUUUUAGGGCCUUCAAAACCUUAGUGUGAGGUAGGAAAAGGUUUUAAGUGUGGCUCUGUGUUCUCGACCUUGCAUUACUAUUUUUCUUGGAUCUUUCUGUGUGUCAUUAGUGCUGCACCAUGCAGAAUAUGAAGAACUGUCUGUUCACAAGGUUCUGAGCUUAUUCCUAAAUCAGUGUUUCUUUUCUUCUCUAUAUUUUAUUUUCUUUUGUCUCGUCACGGAUUGCAUACUUGGCUAUUCUUGUGUGCAGCCGUGCCUUUAGAGACAUCAGGAUGCUCGCCCAUGCCUAGGAAUCCAUACAUGAUCCCCAAUAAAGCAUCCCUCUUGUAAAGCA